Messenger RNA from Rotaria sp. Silwood1, 693 nucleotides. Lineage: Eukaryota; Metazoa; Rotifera; Eurotatoria; Philodinida; Philodinidae. The record is from the annotation of a GenBank genome assembly.
AUGGAAUUUACAAAUCUAACUCAUUUCUGGUUUAAUUUAAAAAACAAAGGUGUAUAUACAUUAAAACCACUUACUACUUUAUCAUCUACAUGCUAUUCAUCAAGUAUUGUUCAUUUAAAUAUUAAGGAAAUUGUGUUCAAUAUAAAAUGUUUUUCGUUGACUUCAUUUUGUAUAACAUUGGAAUAUGUUAAUCAAAUUGUUCCACUUCUUCGUCAAAUAUCGCAAUUAGAAAAAUUAACAUUAUCUCUUUAUGCUCAUGGUCGAGCUUCAUUUAUUGAUGGAGCUCAUUUGAAUAAUGAUAUCAUUAUUAAAAUACCAUAUCUACAUACUUUUAUUUUUGAUAUUGUCACUGAAGAUGUAAUAAUCAAUAAGGCAUAUUUACCAACAUCUGAUGAUGUUCGACGUGCAUUCAUCCAAAAAGGAUAUAAUGUUGACUGCUAUAUUGACUAUCUUUGGAAUGAAAGAAGAAGUCAAUGCCAUAUUUACCCACUUCCCUUUACUAUAAAACGUAUAAAUGCAAUUACUAAUAAAUAUCUUCCUUGUGGCGUAUUCAAGCAUGUUCGUAAGCUAUGUGUGAGUGAUCCAAUACGUUCAAUUGAAUAUGAUUUCUUCGUUUUAAUCUCACAAGCAUUUCCAUUGCUUGAAGAUUUAACUGUGUUAAGUACGGUGAAUCAAAAAAAAACGACCAAAUAA